This is a messenger RNA of Penicillium bovifimosum, 1635 nucleotides long. Its product is annotated as putative glutamyl-tRNA(Gln) amidotransferase subunit A. The coding region runs from base 1 to 1635 and encodes 544 amino acids. The record is from RefSeq and is a predicted model, not a curated record. Lineage: Eukaryota; Fungi; Ascomycota; Eurotiomycetes; Eurotiales; Aspergillaceae. The transcript is spliced from 7 exons.
AUGGCCAUCGAAUCAUGGGAACUCAAAGCCCAAAAGGGCAAAGACAUCCUAACCAAGUCCAUCCCAAAGCAAUGGCUCUGCCCAGAUGAGCAGCUACCCCCAGUCUCGCAAAAGAGCAUACUCGACUUCCCCCGCCAGAGCGGACUGUUGAGCCAGCGCGAGCUUGAUAUCACCGAUAUGUCGGCCACAGCACUCGUAGCAGCAAUGGGUAAAGGAGAGCUCAGUGCAGAGGAGACGGUUGUGGCUUUCUUGAAGAGGGCCGUCUUGGGUCAUCAGCUGCUCAACUUCGCUACCGAGUUCCUGGCCGACGAGGCAGUCGCUCGUGCCAAAGAGCUUGAUGAGUAUUACCGACGCACGGGGAAAUUGGUUGGGCCUCUGCACGGCGUCCCGAUUAGUGUGAAAGAGCAUGUCUCCAUGAAAGGCCGAACCUGCAAUACUGGCUACGUAGCUUGGGUCGACAAUAUAGCCACCGAGGACGCCCUUCUCCUCAAGUACCUAUCCAAAGCCGGCGCCAUAUUCCACGUCCGAACCAACCAGCCGCAGUCUCUGAUGCACCUGUGCUGCAGCAACAACAUCACCGGUACAACCCUAAACCCACACAAUCGCACCUUAACCCCCGGUGGCUCCUCCGGCGGCGAAGGCGCGUCAAUGGGUUUCCGCUGCGCACCACUAGGCAUUGGCAGUGACAUUGGCGGAUCAAUCCGCUGCCCGGCGGCAUUCUGCGGCGCAUACGGCUUUCGUCCUACCACGCUGCGGAAUCCCAGCAGCGGACUGAAAGUCGCUGCCUCAGGGCAAGAGACGAUCCGCGGCGUGGUGGGGCCAUUAUCCAGCAGCUCGAUCGAGGAUCUAGCAUUAUUCCAGAAGGCAGUAUUGGACCAGGAACCGUGGGAGAUCGAGACGUCACUGGUACCUGUACCGUGGAAGAGUGUUACUCCGACACGGGAUAUGGUCGUGGGUAUCAUGUGGGAUGAUGGCUGCGUCCGCCCACACCCUCCCAUCACCCGUGCCUUGCGCCACGCCAAGGAGAAGUUGGUUUCCGCCGGCAUCAAAGUCGUAGACUGGGAGCCGUAUAAGCACCAGCAUGGCUGGGAAGUCAUUUCUGCAUUAUACUACCCCGACGCAGCCAGCAAGCAACACGAGCUCCUCGCAUUAUCAGGCGAGCCCGCCCGCCCACUAACAAAAUGGGCCUUCACUUACAGCGGCACCACGCCGCAGACACAAACGGAGACCUGGGCUCUACAAGCAAAGCGCGACAAGUACCAAGAGGAGUACCAUGCACUCAUGAAGAGCCGUGGGGUGGACUUCAUUCUCUCGCCGACGUAUCCCGGCGUUGCAGCGGUGAUGGGCGAGUCGCAGUAUUGGAAUUACACUGCGAUUUGGAAUAUAGUUGACUUGCCCUCUGCAGUGUUUCCGUCGGGACUUACUGUCGAUCCUGUGGCGGAUGCGUUGACGGAGGCGGAUAGAGGGUAUGUGCCGAGGGGGGAGGUUGAUGAACGGGAGUGGAGGAAGUAUCCCGGUCCGGAGGUUUAUGAGGGGGCGCCGGUUGGAUUGCAGAUUUCCGGGAGGAGGUGGAGGGAUGAGGAGACUUUGGCUGCUGCUACGCUUGUUGAGGGGAUUAUUAGGGAUGGGAAGUAG